Molecule: messenger RNA, 930 nt
Organism: Talaromyces proteolyticus
Lineage: Eukaryota; Fungi; Ascomycota; Eurotiomycetes; Eurotiales; Trichocomaceae
Product: ClpP/crotonase-like domain-containing protein
Exons: 3
Coding region: 196-930 (244 amino acids)
Biological process (GO): fatty acid beta-oxidation
Cellular component (GO): peroxisome
Molecular function (GO): enoyl-CoA hydratase activity; delta(3)-delta(2)-enoyl-CoA isomerase activity
Source: RefSeq, a predicted model, not a curated record
CUUUUCCUCGUGGAUUCCAAAUCAGAUAACAAUUUGCCCUCGGCACUUCGCCAAUUUGACUUGAAAAUACGCCCCAGCCCGGGCCCCAGCCGGGACCGGUUAUCGGGCACAGCGCAUCAAUAAAUACAGACCAACAAUCUUUCAGAGGAGUAGUCUAAUCAGAGGAGUAGUCUAAUCAACUUUUCCAGCGACACAAUGAGCAACGUCUACAAACACCUGGAGAUUGAGCCAAAAGGAGACGUCUUCAUCGUCACCCUCCGAAAUGGCGAGGACAACCGUCUGAACUUUGCCAUGUGCAAGGAGCUGAUGCAUGCUCUGGGCGCGAUUCGAGAUCAGCUGAAGACCGGAAGUGACGGGGCGCUGAUUGUACGAGGGCACAAUAACAAAUUCUUCACCAAUGGCAUCGAUCUCGAAGAAGCAGCGCAAAACCCAGAAGGCUCGGCGGAUUCUUUCUACCCUCUCCUCCACGCAAUUCUCGACUUCCCUUUCCCCACAAUCGCCAUCGUCUCCGGGCACACCUUCGGCGGUGGCUGCCCCUUCUCCCUCGCCUUCGACUACCGCAUCAUGAACAGCAAACGUGGGUUCUGGUGCAUGGUCGCCGUUGACUUCGGCCUGCAUUUCCCUGGCAUCGGGUCGCUCGUUAAGUCCAAGCUGACCCCGCGUGUUGCCCGAAAGGUCCUGCUAGAGGGCCACAAGUUUACCGGUAAGGAAGCAUUGGCAGAUGGGAUUGUGGAUCAGGUUGCCCAGCCCGAGGAGCUGCUGUCGACGGCCAUGGAGCUGGCGGAAAAAGUGAAGAGCAAGGGGCGUGGAAAUGUCUAUGGUCUUCUACGGGCCGAGCUGAACCUCGAGCCACUGCAUCGGCUGAGGGAUAUCAGUUACGUGCAUAACGCGCGCCGGGCACCUAUGGGAGGGGUCCCGGGGAGGCUGUAG